AUGCGAAGCUGGAGCCCGACGUCAUCUCUCCUACAACGCGCUGGGACCAGCGCGUGCGAGAAGGGCGAGCAGUGGCAGCAGGCGCUGGCGCUGCUGAGCGAGAUGCGGGAGGCGAAGCUGGAGCCCAACGUCAUCAGCUGCACAGCCGGGAUCAGCGCAUACGAGAAGGGCGAGCAGUGGCAGCGGGCGUUGGCGUUGUUGAGCGAGAUGCGGGAGGCGAAGCUGGAGCCCAUUGCCAUCUCUUCUACAAUGCAGGGACCCGCGCGUGCGAGAAGGCGAAGCUACAGCUCAACGCAGCCAGCUACAGCCCUGCGAUCGUCGUUCUGCUGCGGAGAGACGAUACGACAGGCUAGUCAUCCACAACGCUGA
Prorocentrum cordatum is the source of this 369-nucleotide messenger RNA. Lineage: Eukaryota; Dinophyceae; Prorocentrales; Prorocentraceae. The record is from the annotation of a GenBank genome assembly.